Messenger RNA from Cygnus atratus (black swan), 1782 nucleotides. RefSeq names its product tyrosylprotein sulfotransferase 2 (gene TPST2). Gene Ontology annotation, molecular function: protein-tyrosine sulfotransferase activity. Gene Ontology annotation, biological process: peptidyl-tyrosine sulfation. The transcript has 6 exons. NCBI's taxonomy places the organism in Eukaryota, Metazoa, Chordata, Aves, Anseriformes, Anatidae. Gene Ontology annotation, cellular component: Golgi apparatus. The record is from RefSeq and is a predicted model, not a curated record. The coding region runs from base 422 to 1537 and encodes 371 amino acids.
UCGGGGUUCGUCUGGGGUGGAGCAGGCUCUUUAAAGGUGACUUACCCUGUUGGUGGAAGUAAAGCCGGAGAUUUUUCUCCUAACCUAAUACACGCUCGAUCCAAAGGAGUAACCGGAUGAAGGCAAAGCCGGUCGGUGCCGUAAGGAAACGGUUCUCUAAGAGCUGACUGGGUGUGUGGUGGUCCCUCCUCUCCAAAACGUCCGUGGAGCUUUGCUCCAGCCGCAAACCUGAGAUCCUGGGUGCAGAAACAGUCGAGAGUAAUCUCUUUGGGCGUGCUCUCAGACACGCUUUAAUUACGUGCUGGGGAGAAGACACCCAGCCUGAAAAGCGCUGAUAGAUGCCCGCUGGGUUGGACGCUCGCUAGCUGAAAGCUGAAGCGUGGUCGCCUGUUGGUCUCCAGCCCAUGUAGAGCACAGCAGGAUGCGGGUGACCAUGAGGCGGGUGCUGCUGGCGGUGGGCUCGGUGGUCGCCCUGAUGGUGACUCUGCACCUUGGCCAGCAGGUCCUGGAGUGCCAGCAGGUCCUGAACAAGAGGAGGCACCGGCUGAUGAGGCCGGAGAACGAGGAGCUGGUCAUGAUGGACUCCAACCACGUCGAGUACCGCUACAGCAAGGAGAUGCCCCUGAUAUUCAUCGGCGGCGUCCCCCGGAGCGGCACGACGCUGAUGAGGGCCAUGCUCGACGCCCACCCCGAGGUGCGCUGCGGGGAGGAGACCCGCAUCAUCCCCCGCGUGCUGGCGAUGCGGCAGGCCUGGUCCAAGUCGGGCCGGGAGAAGAUGCGCCUGGACGAGGCGGGGGUGACGGACCAGGUCUUGGACGCCGCCAUGCAGGCCUUUAUACUGGAGGUGAUCGCCAAGCACGGCGAGCCGGCCAGGUAUUUGUGUAACAAGGACCCCUUCACGUUGAAGUCCUCCGUCUACCUGUCCAGGCUGUUUCCCAAUUCCAAGUUCCUCCUGAUGGUUCGAGACGGCCGGGCUUCGGUGCACUCCAUGAUCACACGGAAAGUGACGAUCGCGGGCUUUGACCUGAACAGCUACCGGGACUGCCUGACCAAGUGGAACAAAGCGAUCGAGGUGAUGUACUCCCAGUGCCUGGAGAUCGGGCGGUCCCGCUGCCUGCCCGUCUACUACGAGCAGCUGGUGCUGCACCCCGAGCAGUCCAUGCAUGCCAUCAUGAAGUUCCUGGACAUCUCCUGGAGCGACGCCGUGCUGCACCACGAGGAGCUGAUAGGGAAGCCCGGCGGAGUGUCCCUUUCCAAGAUAGAAAGAUCGACAGACCAGGUUAUCAAGCCGGUGAACAUGGAGGCGUUAUCGAAAUGGAUCGGGCACAUCCCGGGGGAUGUGCUGCAGGACAUGGCCCACAUAGCUCCCAUGCUUGCCAGGCUGGGCUACGACCCGUACGCCAAUCCGCCCCACUACGGCCACCCGGACCCGCUGGUCGUCAACAACACGCACAGAGUUUUAAAAGGGGAAUAUAAAACGCCAGCCAACUUGAAAGGUCACCUGCAGGUGAUGCAGAACACGUCAUCUUCUCACUAAUAAAAUUAAUGAUUUCCAGGCUGCUGCGGACAGCGCCAGGAGGCCGCGGCUGGAGGCGCUGCCCGCGGACAGGACCGGCCGGGCGUGCCCCCGGCCCCCGCCCCAGCCGGGGCUCCCCGGGCCUGGCGCCGGUACCGGCCCCGCUGUGGGGUCGCAGCCCCGGGCCCGGCGGGGGCGGGCCGUAAGGGCCCCCGCCGUGUACAGACUGUAUUUAAGAGUCUAUUAAUAUAUGCGGUGUUACUACA